Messenger RNA from Elgaria multicarinata webbii, 9511 nucleotides. RefSeq names its product synergin gamma (gene SYNRG). Gene Ontology annotation, molecular function: protein binding. NCBI's taxonomy places the organism in Eukaryota, Metazoa, Chordata, Lepidosauria, Squamata, Anguidae. The coding region runs from base 16 to 4272 and encodes 1418 amino acids. Gene Ontology annotation, cellular component: clathrin coat of trans-Golgi network vesicle. The transcript is spliced from 23 exons. The record is from RefSeq and is a predicted model, not a curated record.
CGGGCAGCCAGCAAGAUGGCGCUGCGGCCGGGCCUGGGAGCAGGGGCCGCUCCGCCGCCGGGCGCUUCUGCUGGGCCGCCGGGAGCGGGGGGCGCCAGCGCAGGUGGAGGUGGAAGCAACAGCCCGGGCCCUGCCAGCUUCAUGUUUCCUGUGGCGGGUGGACUUGGCGCUCAGGGUAUGUUCCCCAUGCAACAGCAAGGCUUCCCAAUGGUGUCCGUCAUGCAGCACAACAUGCAGGGGAUGAUGGGGAUGAAUUACGGCUCUCAAAUGCCUCCCGGGACGAUGGCCAUGCAGGGUGGCAUGCCCCUGGGUCCAAUGCCAACAUCUGGAAUGCAGUUCCUGCGGCAGGCUCCCUUCCUAGGAAUGCGUCCAGCUGCUCCUCAGUACACUCCUGAUAUGAGGAAGCAGUACGCCGAAGAACAGCAGAAACGAUUUGAACACCAGCAAAAGUUUUUGGAAGAGGAAAGGAAACGGCGUCAAUUCGAAGAGCAGAAACAAAAGCUAAGGCUUUUAAGCAGCGUGAAACCAAAGAUGGGUGAGAAAAGCAGAGACGAUGCACUGGAAGCCAUUAAAGGGAACUUGGAUGGCUUCUCCAGAGAUGCUAAACUCCAUCCCACACCAACGUCGCACCCGAAAAAUGCAGAUCAUCCCAUCCCAUCCCAUCCUGCUGUGCCUGUCUCCCAAACCUCUGCCUUUCUUGACGACGAGGAAUUUAGUGACUUUAUACAGGGGCCUGUCGAAACCCCGGCAUUCGUGCCUCCGGCCUCCUCCCAGCCUUUUCAGUCUUACCGUCCCAGCUCCCAGGCUGCGCAACGGCUUUCAGAGAAGGCUGUGGCCCAGCCUCUCCCUCCAGCCCAGAUUCCAGUGUCCUCCAUCCACCAUGGCACCAUUGGCCUGGUUCCUUAUUUCUCUCCUUCUCCAGCUUCACAAAACAUUCAGAAAACAGGCCCUUCCUUGGAAGAGAAGCCCUUGCCGCCUUGCGGGUUGAGUGAAUUUGGGCAGCCUCAAACCAACCCCCAAACGCCUGAAGUUGAGCCCAGUGCCGCAGCUCCGGCUGCGGGCUGCACUGAGCCCAAUAACCGGAAGUCCGCAGGGGCGCUCCCAAGCGGCCGCCCCUGUCCAGAGCCAAGCGAGGCUUCCGAACCAAACUUGUCAGUUAAGGAGCGCGGUGUUGGAGUAUUCCCUUCACAGGAUCCGAUGCAGCAACUGAUGCCUCCAUGGAUUUACAAUGAUAAUUUAGUUCCAGAUCUAUACAAGAAAAUUCUAGAAACCACUAUGACGCCAACCGGGAUAGACACUGGCAAGCUGUAUCCCAUUCUGAUGUCGUCCGGGCUUCCCAGAGAGACUCUUGGACAGAUCUGGGCCUUAGCCAAUCGCACUACUCCUGGGAAGCUGACGAAAGAAGAACUGUACUGUGUUCUGGCUAUGAUUGCGGUAACUCAGAGAGGCGUUCCAGCCAUGAGCCCCGAUGGUUUAAACCAGUUUCCUUCGGCCCCGAUCCCUACGCUAAGCGGGCUCCCGAUGGCGAUCCCGGUCACAGUGAGCCAACAGCCUAUGAUGCCCCCUGGUCCGCCGGUCUCCAUGCCUCGUAGCGUAGGGCCAGCAGCCGUCGGGAUCAGCAUGACGCCGCCACUGGGCGGGGCAGCAUCGCAGGCGCCCGGCAGUUUCAUGCAGUCUUUCCCGGCAAGCCAGGCAGCCAAACCAGAGGACGACGACUUCCAGGACUUCCAGGAUGCUUCAAAAUCGGGAGGCCUUGACGAUACCUUUACGGAUUUUCAAGGGGACGUGCCUGGAUUGGGCAAGACGGCUGCGGCACAACUCCAGAGCAGCGCUCCUUCAAUGCUGAUUCCGUUCUCUGGCUCAAAGAUGCCUUCUGCCGUGGAUAAGUACGCCGUUUUCAAAGGGAUCGCCUCUGACAAGCCUGCCGAAUGCCCAGCACCACUUGGAGAUUACGGAGACAAAUACAGUGCGUUUCGGGAGCUGGAGCAGCCGUCCGAGAGUAAAUCCGUAGGGGACAGCUUCGCAGAAUUCAAAUCUGCAGGACCCGACGACGGCUUCACAGAUUUCAAAACUGCUGACAGCAUCUCGCCCUUAGAGCCGCCGACGAAAACUAAGCCUUUCCCUCCCCCGUUCUCUUCUCUACCUACCCAGCCAAAGCCGCAACCGCAAGCCAAGCCUUCUCUAAAUUUGGCAGACCUGGAUCUGUUUUCUUCCGCCUCCGCUGGAGAGAACAGACCUCUCCCCAUUCCAGCCGCCUACAAUUCCCCGAAGCCGGCAGCUUUCCCCGUGCCGCCACCUCUCACGGCAGCCGCCGCCGCCGCCCUGCCAACGCCCAGCAACAGCUCCGUUUUGGCCAACGAUUUUGCUGACUUCAACCUCUUCGGGGGGUUGUCGAAUUGCAACGCGGCCGCUACUCAGGAUGAAUUUGCGGACUUCAUGGCUUUCGGCAACAGCGCCGGCUCUUCUGAGCCGCCGCCGGAUGAUAAAUACAGCCCCCUCAAGCAAGAGGGGAGCCCCGUCCCUCCACCUGGGUCCUUGGUUGGUGCCGCGAAGAGCCCGGCUGCCGCUCCUACCAAAUACGACAUCUUCAAGCAGCUGUCUCUGGACAGCCCCGGUUUAGGCUUCGAAGAACUGAAAGACCACACCCCGUCGUCGGCGAAGAGCGAAGACGACUUCGCCGACUUCCACUCGAACAAAUUCUCCUCCAGCUCUGAGAAAUCCCUGGUCGACAAACUGGCCGCUUUCAAGCACGCCAAAGAGGACUCGGCCUCCGUCAAGUCCCUAGACCUCCCGUCCAUCGGGGGCAGCAGCGUGGGGAAGGAGGACUCGGAAGAUGCGCUGUCUGUCCAGUUCGACAUGAAACUGGCGGACGUGGGCGGCGACCUGAAGCAUGUCAUGUCCGAUAGUUCUUUGGAUUUGCCAACCGUUAGCGGCCAGCAUCCGCCGGCAGCAGAUCUUGACGACUUGAAGUGUGCCCCUUUUGGAAACUACAGCAAUGGCUCUGCUCUAAGUAGUUUCCCCAGCUAUGAUUGGUCCGAUAAGGAAGACGUCUACCCGAGCAGGAAGUCCACCUCCUUCCCCCCUCCGGCAGGAAGUGGAUCCUCCUUGGCUACCUCCGUCCUCCAGAAGAAGGAGACCUUUUUUGGCAGCUCGGAAAAUAUCACCAUGACCACCGUCUCCAAAGUGACAACCUUUGCUAGCGAGGAUGCUCUCCGGGACGGGAAGUUUUCGCCCUGUGCCAACUUCAAAGAUUCCGAACCUCGGUCUACGGAUCAGAGUGACGAUGACGUCGAAGACUUCGGGGCAUUUGCCCGACCUUCGGCGGAGGGCUCGGCCACGGGGACCGCCCGAGAGGCCGGCGUCUCCUUGGAAGCCGCCAAAGAAGGCGCGGACGACUUUGGCGAGUUUCAGAGCGAAAAGCCGAAGAUCACCAAGUUUGACUUCUUGCUGGCUACUUCCCAAGGGAAAGUGAAGUCCAGCGAAGAGAUGAUCAAGAAUGAGCUGGCGACCUUCGACCUCUCUGUUCAAGGAUCUCACAAACGGAGCCUGAGCUUGGGGGACAGGGAGAUCAACCACUCCUCGCCUUUGCCGCCUGCGGAACAGCCCUUCCGUGAUCGAUCCAAUACCCUCAGCGAGAAGCCUGCCCUGCCUGUCAUCAGGGACAAGUACAAAGACCUUACAGGGGAAGUCGAGGAAAGUGAGAGAUAUGCCUAUGAAUGGCAGCGAUGCUUGGAAAGUGCCCUCCAAAUCAUCAGGAAGGCAAACGACACCCUGAACGGCAUCAGCAGCUCCUCUGUGUGCACAGAAGUGAUCCAGUCUGCGCAAGGCAUGGAAUAUUUAUUAGGGGUCGUCGAGGUCUACAGAGUCACGAAACGGGUGGAGCUCGGCAUCAAAGCGACGGCGGUCUGUAGCGAGAAGCUCCAACUGCUGCUGAAGGACAUCGAUAAAGUGUGGAACAACUUGAUCAGCUUCAUGUCGCUCGCCGCUUUGACCCCUGAUGAAAAUUCGUUGGAUUUCUCCUCUUGCAUGCUUCGUCCAGGGAUUAAAAACGCCCACGACCUGGCCUGUGGGGUGUGCCUCUUAAAUGUAAAUUCCCGGAGCAAAAAAGAAGAGACGCCUGCAGAAGACCAUCCUAGAGAAGCCUUCAACUCGGAAACGGACAAUUUCAGGCUCGCCUACGGAGGACACCAGUACCACGCCAGCUGUGCCAACUUCUGGAUCAACUGCGUGGAACCCAAACCCCCGGGCCUCAUUUUGCCGGACCUGCUCUGAGCAGACUCCCGUCGCCGCGGUCUCAAUAGGGAAACGAUACCCUGGGCGAGGGAUGGGGGUGGAGGGGGCUGGCCGGCAAGUAAAUGUGAAAACUCUCCUGAGCCUAGUGGUUAGAGUAUUUAUAACAUGUUCAUCUUCAGGUUAGCUCUUCUCCUGCAAAAGGUGAGCACCACUGUGUGUUUUUUUAAUCUGCAAGUUCCCCGUGGAGGACUGGGCAAGGGUUUGGAAGCACCCACUGACCUUGGAGAUCUUGCACUGAGGCACUAGCUGCAUUUCUUGAGUGGCGGUCAGCUAGCGCUGCCUUUCAGGUGUGGUGAAGCGCUGUUCCUUUAAGGAGGGCUGGGGAGGGCAGACCUCUCUCUCUCCCCCACCCCCUUCGCCCCUAAGGGGUAACUCCAAUGGCCGUAUCCCCUCGCAUUGCAAAGGCGACUGGAGUUCGGUUUGGUUUAAGGUUGUCCAGCAAUUCCCCAUUUCCAAGCCUGUAUCUACACAGCGAGCUUUGGAAACCGGUUUAGCUGUCAUGGUUCCCCUCUUCUCCCCAAACACCCCUCUGCCCACCUGGAAAGGAACCCUGUCAGCAGUGUAACUUUCCUAAGGAGGCCACCCUUCAGGCCUCUUGCAGAGUUACUGUUCACAAUGGUUAGGGGCAUGUGCUGGUCAAGUUAUACGGCCCCGGCCCUUUAAAAUCAUUUUAUUAUCCUGCAGACCUGUCCUUAGAAACGCAGGCUGUGUGUUUUAAGAAUCAGAUGUCCCAAGUGGGCAGCGUGGAAUAAAUACAGGAAGCAAUGUAUAUACAGGGAGGUUAAGGUGUGUGUGUAAAAGUUGUGUGUUUACUCUGAAAGGGCAUUUACCACUAUCUGUGAGUUGUUAGGUUUGCUGCAAGCAGAGAGCCCCACCGGCCUUCCAGAUGGCAUUGGGCCCCCAACUCCCAUCUACCCCAGGCAGCAUGGCCGAACAUCAGGGAUGACGGAAGUUGUAGUCCCACCAACAUCUGGAGGGCCGCAGGUUGUACCCUCCUGAUUUAAAAUCGGGUCGUUUCUCAAACACGCUCUGAUGGAAACCCCAUUUUUCCGGUACGUUGUAUCCCCUUUUAAGCGAGUCGCAUGUCUUGUGGCUUAGACCAGGCGGUGAUCAAAGCUGCAGAGAAGCGGAAUAGGCUGCUGUUGUUGUUUCUGCUUUAUUGCCGCGCUGGAAUCGAACGGGGCUUUUUAACGAGGCUUAAUGAAGCGAGAGCCCGGAUUGUAGCAUUAAACAGUGAAUGACCUCACCGUUGCAGACCUACGAUGUCUCCUUUCUUGCUUGACUCCAGCCAGUCCGAGGGCUAACUUUACGCCCUCUUCUCCACCGCCUGGCAUUCACCUUUCAUUGGCCAAGUGAGCCUGCUCUCAGUUCACCGGGAAUGUUGGGUGCCCGGGUCUACGGACGCCCCAUUUCCAACGUGUUACUCUUGAUAAUCAGCCGCUAUCCCCGUUAUUUUCCUGUUCUACCAUCAGCAGCGGCGCUUAAAGCUCAUUUCUGGGAACGAUGUUUUCAAGGGUUUCUAUCCACACCCCUGUACGCGUUUGCGUUCCCCAUAUGCCUCGCUGAGGACCAGAUCCAUUGCGGCCUGAAGGUGGGAGCUACGGUUGCCAGAUUCAUUAUGGAGCAGGACUCGUUGAACAGUUGCAUAGGAUUUCUGGCAGGUUCCAGGUUUGCUCGUUGUAGUGCUUCAGCGGUAGAGCACAGCCGAGACGCCAAAUGUCUCCCAGCUAUGAAUAUAUGAAUAGCACAGCCAGUUGGGACGCAACCACAACACGUCAGAUUUGUCCUUUGGAUUUCUCGCUGCUUUGGAGUAAAAAAUUUCCCCCUAUGGUUUUCUCUCUCUCAUUUGGAUUCCUUGUUGUGUGGUUGGUGAUUGACCAUGCCGAAUCCAACAUGAAUUGGCCAUAGUUGGGUGUAGUAAAUACCAGCUCUCGCUGUUUUGGGUGUGUUCAGGCAACCCGUUCCCCACUCAACGGGUAUGGGAUAGCGACUGCGGCAUCUCAAAAAGUCCUGUGAGAACGCACUCCGAAGUAGUAAGCGACAAGAGCAACCUUCUCCGACCUGACAAUGUGGCUGGCCAGGGGUUGCUUGGCGUUGUAGUCCCAACACAUCUGGAAGGUGCCGUGAUUCGUUUCGUUCCAUUUAUUUCAUUUCUAGCCGCCCCAUGGCCAAAGCUCUCUGGGCAGUUCACAAAAAUUGCAAGCCUGAAAUUCGACAUCAUACAAAAUCUUUAACAGGCAAAAUUUUAAACCGCCCCCCAAAACUGUUGCAAUGCCAUAUCGGGGCUGAAUUAGAUUUUAAAAACCUCAGCGCUGGAAGAGGAACACCAGUGAGGUGCUUAAUACCUUGCACGCCAGGGACGACCCGGCAGAGAAAGAUUCGCCGCAACCCUGCCAUAAGGCACGUGGAAGAAAAAAGCGUAGGGCUCGUCCUACAGGCAGGGAGGUUGGACCCAUUGGCACGGAGGCCGUGGGGUGAGUUGUGUGUCGCUGGUGUGCCACCGUCUUUAUGUUGUGCUUUCGUUGGGAGUACCUGAACCUGCUCCCGGAGGCUCAGCUACCAAAAACGCAGCGGGUCCAGGCGUCGGCAAACCUGACGUGCUUCAACGGUGGAGCACGAUAGCAAUCUCUUGUGUGCACGGACUCCGUCCAACACGGAUGUCACAAGGCAAAGGAAGGUUUUUAUUAACCGCUCAUGGACGAAUAUGCUUGUAUUUGAUUAAAUCUCGUACACCCAGCCGUUGAGAGGGUGGUUCUGGUCAAGAGGAUACUCUGCUCCACCCUGCGUUUUACCUUGUAUACCAGCCUCCAGAUGUGUCAUUACCUUGCUCCAGAUGUGUUGGGCUGCAAUUCCUAGCAUUCCUGGUCAGGAACACUGGGACUUGCAGUCCCAACACAUCUGGAAGGCUGUGAAGAAUGAAGAAUAGAGAAGAAUGAAGAAGGAACUAAAUUUCUCCAGUCAAAUCCCAGCGGAACGUAUUGAACUGUGACCACGUCGAGGCCCACAACAGAUCACAGGAGUGGGACGUGGUCGUGUCUACCAAAGAAAAGGGGAAAGAAUAAAACAAAUCACCUUCACGUUCUCAUGACCUUAACAAUGUCACUUUUUUUUUCUUUUACUGAUGAAAGGCUGCUGUAUUAUGGGAUGGGGGGCAGCGAAGGGGAGGGGCGUGUUCUCCAAACCUACUCCUCAUUCAGAAGAUUCGCAUUACAUUCACCGAUCUUUUCCACUAUUAUUCUUUCAGCCAAGGGCCCCGUUGUCCUUGGAAACGGUAUCCAAGGUUACCGUAUUUUCCCAGACUUCAUUGCGUUAAGCUCUGCUUUUUUGUCUCCACCUCGUUUUGAGUGCAGGUUCGCCAGCUAGGCAAAGGUUUUUCCAGGUUGGGGUUGUUUCUUUCUUUCCUUCUAUUUAUUUUUUUAAAGACACACUUUUCUUGCUACAGGUGGAGCAAAAAUACCCUCAACCCAUCGCUGUGCGUUUUUAUUGGGUUGGCAAUUUCAUUUUGUUUUUAAAUGCAACGUUGCAGAGUAGUGUGUGUAGCAGGUUAAACUGCAACCCAUCUGUUUCUCCUUGGGGUCCGUCUUCACUGCAGGUUUUUCUUACGUCGGGUUUUAAAAUGUGCGACAGCCCUGCCAAUUCCUAAAUACGCUGUUGUCCCCCAUUUCCUUAUCUCGGCUGCAGUUGUUUCUAAUCGACUUGGAACAAAGUAGCGCAGCAGGGGAACCCAAACGUUACGAUCAGGCCGUAAGGCAGCAGCGAGCAACUCCAAAGCCCACGUUUGAGCAUGGUGUUGCCUUUCCUCCAGCCCAUUGAGGAUUUGGGGUGGUGCUUUGAUGACUUUGCUUCCGGUUCAAGGUGGGCAGCAUAACCGCCAGUAGCUCUGAGGCCAUUUUGCUGGCUGCUAUGGUGUGCCUGUAGCCUCGUGUGCCUGUGGUCAGUAGUUGGGUACCCAGGCUUCCAGAUUGUGGCGAGCAACAUGUCUGGCCAGAUCUGAUGCCUGCUGCAGUCCACGGUACCUUCCAGUGUCCCGAUUUCUCCUCUCUUGAUGUGUGCAGGAGGGCAUCUUCGAAACCCCCCCACACACCCCAUGUAGCACUUGGGCAGAAGAACAGGAAAGGUUCCUUGUGGCGAUGGUGCCCAAUCCAAUAUUAAAGAGAGUAUGGGCAGCACAGAGCCCUACCCAGAGAAAGUUAGUUGCGCAAACCCCAUUGAAGUCGAUGCAACAAGUUAAUUGCAAGUAACCCACCGAAACUGAUGCAGCAGGUUAAUUGCAGUUAACCCAUUGAAAUUGAUGCAACGAGUUAAUUGCAACUAAGUCCCAUUCGUUUUCAAGGGGACUGAUUUGCUUUGGAUCGUGGCCUGUAUCCCCUCAACGUGCUAGAAUGUCCUUUCGUUUCAAGGUUUAUGGGAUGUGCGUUAUUUUUUAGGGAGGAGGGGUGAAAUCCGUUCUUCCUUAGCAAACCAUGCCUGUAUAUGUAAGGUUCUUUUUCGUGGUCUCUGUGAAUUCACGCACGUGGGAAAAGGUUCGGAACAUCCUAGAACUGAGCGGUUUGGGCAAACGCCCCCCUCUUUCCUGCACAUAGUCCUGGCAUGGUUUCUGCUGUAACCACUAGGUUCCUUUUUGUCCGCCGCAACAAGGUGCAAAAGGGAUACGAAAAAUGGAAAUGAACUCCAUGGAAACACGAUCGAAUUAUUUGCAUAUUAAUGGCUCUGGUUGCAAAAAUAUGCUAUUCAUUCCCAUUCAUCGAAAAAAGUAAAACAGAUUAAAGCUGCUAUUAUAUCGCUACAUUAAUUUGUAUAGAUGCUAUACUUUCUGUUCUUUUAUUUAAUCAGGUUUUUCAGAUGGUAAAAAAAACCCCCAACCCUCAUAAGUUUGAAAGAGCUGCAGUAUCAUGAGAAAACGGUGUGUUGUUGUUUUUUAACGUGUGUGUUCCUUCUAUUGCUGUCUCGGCUGCCUCUGAAAUGGUUUUGCGGUUCGAAAGGCUGUGAUUUAAUGCCUUGUUUGACUUUGUAGUGUGGUGUCGCUGAUGUUUUUAAAUGCUGGGGAGAAUGAGAUCCUUUCUUUAAAAAGUCUCGAUUUACCUCCCUCGCAGUGAAGUACAAACUCUUUCAUUGAUCCCUGUGAAAUGUCCUGAUCCUCAAUAAAGUACCCGCCCCCACUUUUUACUUUACAAAAAGGUCAGUGUGGUCGGUUGCUGAAGCUUAAUAAAAACUUAAA